Tribolium madens (black flour beetle) is the source of this 1137-nucleotide messenger RNA. RefSeq lists its product as uncharacterized. The transcript is spliced from 3 exons. The record is from RefSeq and is a predicted model, not a curated record. Bases 137 to 1123 code for a protein of 328 amino acids. NCBI's taxonomy places the organism in Eukaryota, Metazoa, Arthropoda, Insecta, Coleoptera, Tenebrionidae.
UACGAUUUAAAAACAAUAACUGUUUAAUUUGUUAACGUUUCCUCGGUUGCACUACUGACAACAUUGAGAAAAUUUUCAUAAUCAAACGUCAAGCAUUCAACCGGGUUUUAAAUCUUGUAUUAAUGAAUAAUCCACAAUGCGAAAACCUCAGACCGAUGAGCAAUUCCCCUUGUUGCUGGUUUUGAUGGGCAAUGAAGAUGUUGCCCAAAAUAACAAACGGCUUUUUCGAGGUAGACUCGAUGGGAUUACGUCGGGAGCUUCCGCAAUCAUCACCGAGUGGCCAAAUUAUUUGAGUUCGUGUUGGUUGACCGCUCUGAUCUGUGGCAUAACUCUGUUCAUCGCUUCCAUAAUGUUGACUUCUUGCAUGACUUAUGAGCACCAUUUGAGAUACCCGCGAUGUUCCUCUGAAUAUCAAUUAAUCGACAACAGGACGAUUCAUCUAGUCCACACAUCACACAAAUGGCAUUUAAACCAGCUUCGCACCUUAGAAAAUAUAGUGAAAGCGUUUCCGGAUUAUCAAAUCCAUCUCCUCAUUGUCGGUAGUAAAACCCACCAAUACAUCAAACUGAAGCGAGCAAUAAAUAACGAAACAAAAACCAACGAAACGAAAAUAAUUCACCAAAAUAAAACUGAGUUCACUAUUGAUGAUUUAGUGCAGAAAUAUCCACAUAUACUUGUCAGUCAAUUAUCCUACGGUGAUAUUUUCUCGAAUAGCCCUCUCUACUUCAGUUGGAUCCGUCUCAGUCCACAGAUGAAACUUUUUGCGAUUCGAGUAUUGCAAAUAUGGCAGUUUGGAGGUUUGAGUUUUGAUAUCCCUGAUAAAGUUGCAAACAAAAGAUGCAAAAAUUAUACAAGUCUUCUUGAAAUGAAAAUUAGGCUUUUUGUUCGGUAUGGGAAAAAGAGAUAUGAAAAGUUGGGUCAAGAUGUAGUCUCAGUUGACUCGAAUGGACUUCAUAUGGAAUCUAAAACGCCCUGUCAUGCAUUUUUUGGAAAAGUAUUGACGAAUCUACGCAAGGCGAGUCAAAAGGCUACGCCUAGAAUGGUCCUAACCGGGCCGAUAUAUGCGUUUUGUAAGGCUGGGGUUGUUGAUGAGGAAUUUUGUCCCAAAAAUCCCCUAAUUUAAUAAAUUUGUACGAA